UUAUUACUUAGGCCUAUAACAAAUUAAUCUGGUUAAUUAAUAUUGACAGAUAUUUUAAAUACUUUCAUAGGCCUAGUUUCUUGGUAUGUGUAUGUGUGAAGACACGACUGGUCUUCAAGGAACCCAAAAGAGCCCAUGUUACACCUCUCCUUAUCUCAUUGCAUUGGCUACCAAUCGCAGCUCGCAUCAAGUUCAAGACACUGAUGCUUGCUUAUAGAACAACUUUAUGUAUUCCCCAAUUGCAGGAAAUGAGGGGAGCGGUUCACAGUCAUUUAGAGGAGAGCAUUCGUCCAUAUAUUGAUCUAAUCGACACUCUGCGGUCAGCUGGGAUUCACAAGGACUUAGCAUUACCGACUAUCAUAGUAAUCGGAGACCAGAGUUCUGGGAAAAGCUCUGUGUUGGAAGCGCUGUCUGGAGUUCCAUUACCAAGAGGGAGUGGAAUUGUCACCAGAUGUCCACUAGAGCUGAGGCUGAAGAAGGUGGAAGGAGGAGUCAGCUGGAAGGCUGUUCUGUCUUACAAUGAUAAAAAAAAUGAGUUUGUGGAUUCAUCAUCCCUUGAAACCCGUGUACAUGAAGCCCAGGAUGAGCUGGCAGGAAAAGGGGUAGCAAUACGUGAUGACCUUAUCACGUUAGAGGUCAUGUCACCAGGUGUAUGUGACCUCACACUGAUCGAUCUACCUGGAAUUACCAGAGUCCCAGUAAAUGGACAACCACAAGAUAUUGGAAGCCAGAUCAAACGUAUGAUCAUGAAAUAUAUUGAGAAGCAAGAGACGAUAAACAUGGUAGUGUGCCCAUGCAACACUGAUAUUGCAACAACAGAAGCAUUAAAAAUGGCUCAAGAAGUAGAUCCUGAUGGCAAAAGAACUGUUGCCAUUUUGACCAAGCCAGACCUCAUAGAUAAAGGAACAGAAAAGAGAAUUUUGAGAAUUGUCAGCAAUGAAGUGAUUCCUCUCCGCAAAGGUUACAUUAUGGUGAAGUGUAGAGGACAACAGCAGAUCGAUGAUAACAUUUCUCUAGAGGAGUCAGCGGAUAUGGAGAGAGACUUCUUCCAAAACCAUGAACAUUUCAGUUGCCUCUUGCAAGAGGAAAAAGCAACUAUUAAAAGUCUUGCUGUCAAACUGUCUCAGCAUCUGGUCGAUCAUAUCAAAAAAUCACUGCGACAGCUCAACGAACAGAUAAAAAAGAAGUUGUGGGAUCUGAGGAAUGAGCUGAAAGAGUGCGAGGCUGGACCGCCACAGGACCCUAGGGGAGCCAAAAAAUUCCUCAUUCAAGUAAGAACUUUAAGAACUGAAUUAUUUUCUGCUGAAGAUCAACAGAUUCAAAACAUGAAGAAUUUAAAACAUCUUGCUAUAUCAAAGGGGUAUGCUGAAAAGGUGCCUGACAAGCAGCUUCACAGAAAAGAUGGAAGAUUGUGGUAUAUCCCACACCAUGGGAUCUAUCAUAAAAGGAAAGGAAAGAUCCGUGUGGUCUUUGAUUGUACUUCUACCUUUCAGGGCACCUCUUUGAAUUCUGAGCUAUUGCAAGGCCCAGACCUUACGAAUACACUUCUGGGUGUACUUCUCAGAUUCCGUCAGGAUACUGUGGCGGUCAUGGCAGACAUCGAGGGAAUGUUCCAUCAGGUCAAAGUAUCAGAAGAAGACAAAGACUUCCUGAGGUUUUUGUGGUGGCCUGAUGGGAACAUGAAUUAUCCGUUAUCGGAGUAUAGAAUGACUGUACAUCUUUUCGGGGCCGUUUCAUCACCAAGUUGUGCUAAAAGGACUGCUGAUGAUAAUGAAGGGAAAGCAGAGGCUGAAGUGCUUAGCACCAUUCGAAACAAUUUUUAUGUGGAUGACUGUCCAAAAUCUGUGCAAAAUGAAAAAUUGGUUGUGGAUCUGGUAAACGGACUUCGAACAACAUGUGCAACCGGUGGAUUUAAGCUAACAAAAUGGGUUAGCAGUAGUCGAUCUGUUCUUGCUACUAUUCCAGAGGAGGACCGAACCAAAGAUAUUAAGACUCUAGACCUUGAGAAGGAUAAAUUUCCUAUGGAAAGAGCACUUGGCAUACAUGAGGUUGGUUAUGGCACAGCCAGCUAUCUUAGGUUCAUCAACAAGGAAGGACGUAUUCAUACUGUUCUUGUGAUGGGCAAGGCGAGGGUUGCUCCUCUCAAAACCAUCACUAUUCCAAGGUUGGAACUUGCUGCCGCUGUUCUCGCAGUCCGUAUAGACCGAAUGCUGAAACAAGAACUUGAGCUGCCAAUGCAACAUGAUGCUUCGCGAGGAGUAACAGCUAAAGCUUUUCUUAGUGGAGAACGAUGGUUUAAAGGUCCUGAUUUUCUGAGAGAACCUGAAACAAACUGGCUGAAUUCUAACCAAGAAUCAUAUACUAUGAUGGAUAAUGAUCCUGAACUCAAGAAAACGGUUGUCACAUUCACUUCGACUGCUAUACAGAUUGAGGACCCUCUCACCAGUUUUAUUGAAAAGUUCUCAUCUUGGGAUCGUUUGAAAAGGAUGACCGCAUGGAUUCUGAAGUUCAAAUCCCUUCUUGGACACCUGAGUAAAAGGAGGAAGGAAAUUUUGUUGUCUGUCUCUGGAAAGAAUGGUCAAGAACGUCAACAGCAAGUGGACUAUUUGAUGUCCGAAUGCAGGAAACAACUUGGUUCACAAACUUUAUCCUUGGAGGAUUUUGAAUAUGCGGAGAAGGCGCUUGUGAUUUAUAUUCAACAGCGCUCCUUUGAUGAUGAAAUCAUCUAUUUGAAGACUGGAAAAUGUGUUAAAAGGAGUAGCAAUAUCUACAAGUUAGACCCCGUCUUUAGAGAUGACCCAAUUUGGUUGGCCAGCUUCGGGAGCAAUUCAGAAAGUGGAAUGAUCAUCUUAACAGUUCAAAGACAUCUUGUCACAAUACAAGAUUACAAGACUGCAGAAAGAAUACAGUUUAGUCACAAAUACAGAGGGAGGGAACUGCUCGGCUUCGGCAACUACAGAAUGUUUGAGGGGGAUCUGCAGAAGCAUGUGGCCACACUUAAAGCACCAGCCAUUAAAUUACUCAACACUAUCAAAGAGAUCAUCUUAGAACAAUUCACUGAUGUGGUUAAUCAGUGUUUCCAGAACUACUCUGUUCUUCAAAAUAUCAUUAUGAAUAAAAUCAAAAACAUUCAGUCAAGUCAACAAGCCAAGGCAGAGCAGAGGAUCUCAGAGCAGUUUGAAAUGGAAAAGAUGAUCUACACUCAAGAUCCCAUCUACUUGAAGUUCUUGAAUGAGAUUAGCGACGAGAAAUUUUCAGAAGAUGAAUUACCUGUCUUUGACAUAAAAAGCAAGUACAGUGAAAUGCUGGAGGCGUAUUAUGAGAUUGUGGUGCAGCGGAUGUCUGACCAACUGCCCAUGAUGAUCUCCUUUUUCAUGCUGAAGGAAACUGCUCAGCUUCUGUCUAUUGACAUGCUUAGUUUACUGGAUGGGGCAAAUGUGAGCGAGCUGCUGUUUGAGAACUCUGAUGUCGGUACAAGGCGCAGAGACCAUGCCAUUCACAUUGUAUGUUGUAAAAGUAUCUUACUAGGCUCUCUCUGUGGAUCGUGGCUUUCUGGUUGCCUGCUUGACCUUCUUGGGAGCUCUAAAGAAAUUAAGAACAGCAUUAGAAAAAGGAAAUGUUAUGAACAGUUUUGGGUGCAUGUGUCUCAAUGUACUGUACAAUCCAGCUGCAAUCCUGUAAUCAUCAAUAUUAAACACUUGACCUGCUUAGAAACAGCAUAUAUUGUUAGUGUUUUCUCCACCAACUACAAUGUACAUCUUAACAAAACAAACCUAUAG
Messenger RNA from Onychostoma macrolepis, 3779 nucleotides. RefSeq lists its product as uncharacterized. The transcript is spliced from 16 exons. Gene Ontology annotation, cellular component: nucleus; membrane; cytoplasm. The coding region runs from base 204 to 3779 and encodes 1191 amino acids. Gene Ontology annotation, biological process: defense response to virus. Gene Ontology annotation, molecular function: GTP binding; microtubule binding; GTPase activity. NCBI's taxonomy places the organism in Eukaryota, Metazoa, Chordata, Actinopteri, Cypriniformes, Cyprinidae. The record is from RefSeq and is a predicted model, not a curated record.